AGCAACAAUUGUAAGUCAAUUUAGCGUUCAUUUUAAUUGAAGUUUGCGCGAUUUAUUUGCAAUUUUGUGAUGGAUAAAUGCAUUAAAUUAAUGUGUACAACGUAACUGCAUUUACUUUUCAUUUAUUGGGUGUUUACUUCUUUGUUAGUUGAAAAACAAGUUUCUAGUUUUCAUUUGAAGACGUUUUGUUUCAAUAUCCAGUCUCUACUCAAUAUCAAGUUCAUCACUUUCUAUUCAGUUAAUUUGUUUAAAAUUGAUUCACUUUUUUUAAUUUGUGUAAAAAAUGUCUGCAAUUAAAAAGAUUGUCAUCUUUGGUGCAAGUGGAAACACUGGACUAGCCACUGUAUCUAAAGCUGUAGAUAAAGGUCUGGAAGUGACUGCUUUUGUCCGUGAUCCAAGCAAGCUUGCUAAUUAUCUUAAGGUUUCCCGAGUUGUUACUGGCGAUGUAACAAAUGCUUCUGAUGUUGAAAAGGCUGUUGAGGGACAAGAUGGAGUUGUUAUUGUUCUAGGAACUCGUAAUGACUUAGGACCCACAACUGUUAUGUCUGAUGGAACAAAGAACAUCAUCGAGGCUAUGCAGAAACAUGGUGUUAAGCGUGUUUCAGCUUGUUUAUCAUCUUUUCUUUUCUGGGAGCCUGAAAAGAUUCCACCCAACAUGAGAAAUGUUCAUGGAGACCAUUUGAAAAUGCUUGAUUAUUUGAAAGCUUCUGGAUUGGAGUGGGUUGUACUCUGCCCACCCCAUAUUGAUAACAACCCAAAUGAUAAUACAUACAAGUUGAAGAAAGAGGAGCGAGUUGGACCAGUUAUAUCCAAACAUGAUUUGGGUGAAGCUUUAGUCAGCGUUUUAUUGACAGACGAAUGGCUUAACUCUAAGGUUGGAAUUGGAUAUUGAUGAUAACCAUUAUUCGUUCAAAAUAGACAUAAAAUAUGUAACCUAUCACUUUUCUCAUUAUGAUGUGAAAACGAAUCUAAUGAAUUGCAUCAACCUUUUGUCCACUAUAAUCUUAAGCUUAAAUUGUCGAAUAUAUCAUUUAAUCAACUAAUAGUAACUUUGAGUUAUUAAAAUAUUCAAGCAACUAA
Tetranychus urticae (two-spotted spider mite) is the source of this 1080-nucleotide messenger RNA. RefSeq names its product flavin reductase (NADPH). Lineage: Eukaryota; Metazoa; Arthropoda; Arachnida; Trombidiformes; Tetranychidae. Gene Ontology annotation, molecular function: biliverdin reductase [NAD(P)H] activity; riboflavin reductase (NADPH) activity. The record is from RefSeq and is a predicted model, not a curated record.